Heterostelium album PN500 is the source of this 2028-nucleotide messenger RNA. It is a transcript of the gene abcH4, whose product is annotated as putative non-transporter ABC protein. Gene Ontology annotation, biological process: transmembrane transport. Bases 1 to 2028 code for a protein of 675 amino acids. The record is from RefSeq and is a predicted model, not a curated record. Lineage: Eukaryota; Evosea; Eumycetozoa; Acytosteliales; Acytosteliaceae. Gene Ontology annotation, molecular function: ATPase-coupled transmembrane transporter activity; ATP hydrolysis activity; ATP binding. The transcript is spliced from 7 exons. Gene Ontology annotation, cellular component: membrane.
AUGUCGACCAACGGUCAAUACUCGCAUUCAAUCGUCGUCAAAUACGUUCUACUCACCAUCUACUAUGCCGUACUCGAUAAUCUAAAUACACAUCUAAUUAAACUGGUUUCUGUUGAGAACCAAUUGUUAAUUAGAAGAAUGGUUAUGGAGAAAUUGUUGUAUUCUGAGAUUGGAGCAUUCGACUUUUUGAGAAAGAAGAAUAACAUUGGACCGUUGGAGUUGGAAUUUAAGAUAUCUUCAUCAAUCAAUACAACCAUUUCAUUCUUUACAUAUACAAUACCUGAUUUCUUUGCUACACUCUAUGCAUUUGUUGUUGAAGGAUCGGAUCUGUUUAGAAGUAGGAGAAAGAUUGAUCCUUUGAUUAUAUUACAUCCGAUACUUAUUGCGAUCUAUCAGAAAGUGAGUCAGAGACUGCGAGUUCAUUUGGUAGAGGCGAAUGAAAUCAAGUUUAGAGAUACCUAUCAGGUUGCUAUGAGUAAGAUGGUCACCAAUACACUGGAGGGUCUAUCGGAUAUACAGGUGAACAAUCUACAAGAGACUCAGCUGUCGUUGUUCGAUAACCUCAUCGAGAAGGAACUAGAGAAUACUCAAUCAUUCUCAACACUUGUAUCAAGAGUAUGGCGAUCGAUACACAACCGUUCGGUAUUUGAAUUCGCAGCGGAAGUAUGGGUGGCUCACAAAGUAAUGUUGCGUCAGGGUAUAAACAAUGAAGAGUAUAGAACUAUGUUAUUAGAGAUAAAUCGUGUAAUUCGUUUGGGUAAGAGAAUUUGGAACUCAUUUGCAAGUUUCAAAAAUAUAUAUAAACAUCAAAAGAAAGUUAAAGAGUUAUUGAAUAUUCCAACUUUUAUCGAAGAAGAUGGAAAUCUUAAAAGUGUAUAUAAAUUUGAAGAAUUAAAAUUAAGAAAUGUAAAAUAUGCCUAUGAAAAUAAGUUUUCUUUAUUACCUCCACUACCAGUUUUAGAUUUACAAGGAGAAAUGACUAUAUUACCCGGUAAAAGAUAUGCAUUGGUUGGUCAAAAUAGAGCUGGAAAAUCAACACUCAAUCAUAUUCUUUGUAAAAUAUAUACACCAGACGAUGGUGAAAUUCUUUUGAAUGGUAUUCCCUAUAACGAAAUAUCAAGAUCAUCCAUACGUAGAUUAAUUUCUUAUGUAUCCCAAAGACCUUUUAUUUUCCACGGAACCGUCAGAGAUAAUAUUAGAGUUGGUAAUCCAACUGCAACCGAAGAACAAACAGCAUCAGCAGCAGGAGUAUUUGCUUUUGCAGAGGAUGCAAAUUCACAACUACCGGAUUCACCUUACUAUGGAAACGAUGAUGAGAUGAAACCAUUUGGUGAUCCAAUUUCACCGGCUAUAAAGAGUACUCUAACCAAGAGUGGAUGCAUCGAUAACAAUACUUGUGAGGCAAUACUCAAUCAGAGUCAACAACAGGUCACUCUCAGACGUACUGUUAAUUUCCAGAAUACACCAGAGUCGUUGGUUCAGGGCAGAGAUGUCAAGAGCAAUAUCGAUGCCUGUUUGAAAGGCGAAGAUUUGGAGUCGUCCAAGUUGGUACAGCGUGUCUGGUCGGUAUUGAAUCUCGCUUCGAUGGACGAUGACGAGGAGUCCGACGACGAAUCCAAUGUCAACCCGGCACCGAUCGUUCCACAAUCGAUGGACAUCACCAACAAUCCCGUAUUGGAUCAGACGGUCGAGCUGGGUGGAAAGAACAUAAGUGGUGGUUUCGCACAGUCGAUUGCACUCGCAAGAAUCUUUGUGAGAACAGAAGCCAAGAUUGUCAUCCUAGAUGAAUCAAUGAGUCAGAUGGAUGCAUUCAAGAAGCGAGAAAUCAUUUUCCCCAAACUCUUUCAGUUUGCCACAGCCAACAAUAUUACACUCAUCAUUGUAUCGCACGACUUGAUCUCAAUGCAAAAUAUGGUCGAUCACAUCUUUGUUUUGGAUCAUGGUAAAAUCGUGCACCAAGGUUCACACAAAGAGUUGGUUAAAGAGAAGGCACCAGUUUAUAUGAAACUACUUGGUAGCCCAUUAUAA